AUGGAGGGGAGUCAGCGCCAAGCUAGAGCUAUUGGCACAUAUGAUCAACCCAAUAUACAUGGGAGUAGGCUGGGUAUUAGGGCAUCAGUUGUGGAGAACAACAACUUUGAGAUCAAAUCCAGCUUGAUCAACAUGAUAGAGAACAACAAGUAUCAUGGUCUUGCUUUGGAGGAUCCACUUGAUCACCUGGAUCAAUUUGACAAGUAUUGUGGCUUGUCAAAAACAAAUGGUGUCUCUGAAGAUGCCUUCAAGCUGAGAUUGUUUUCAUUCUCUUUGGGAGACAAAGCCCACACAAGGGAGAAGAACCUUCCAAGUUUAAGUGAAGCAUGGGAAAGGUUAAUAAGCUACUGGUCUCAAUGCCCACAUCAUGGUUUCACCAAGGAGAGUUUGCUCAUUACCUUCUAUAGAGGAGUUUUACCUAAGUUCAGAAGCCAGCUGGAUACUGCUAGCAAUGGUUUCUUCUUUGGGAGGAAUGAAGUAGAUGCUGAAGAGCUUGUAGAGAAUAUGGCUCAGAGUGAGUCAGUCUACAGUGAUGACCAUGACAGGAGCAAUAGAGACAGUGGAGGAGAUGAUCAGAACACAAGGAGAGAGUUGAAAGCUUUACAAGAUAAGAUGGAUUUGCUUCUUUCAGACAGAGCCAAACAAGAGGAAGUAAACUUUGUUGGUGAACAUAAGCAAGAGGAGAUAGUUGUGGUUAACGAAGUUGAUGGUCUAGAAGGUCAAGAAGAGGCUUUGGAGAAUCAGUUUACCUCUAUGACUUCAACCUCCAAGCGCCCAAUGGGAUCUUUACAAGGGAAAUCAGAGUACCACCCUAAAGAGUAUUGCAAUGCUAUCCUCUCUAAUUCUUCUGAGAUUGAGUUUAGUGAUCAUAGGAAAGAAGUAGAGCUUGAAAAACUCUUGUAUGGAACAGAAGUUGUUGCCAAGGUUGAAGCACAUAUUGUGGAGAAGGUUUUCCAACCAGUUAGACACAAGGCUGAGAAACAGGUUAUUGGGAAAGCUGUCACGCAAUUGAAAGAGGUUCAGCUAGAAGAAGCUAAUGCAGUUGAGCAAUCACCUUAUGACAAGCUCUCAUUUCCACAACGGUUCCUCACUAAAGCUCAAAAGAAGGUGAUUUCUAAGUUCAGAAAAGACAUGAGAGAAGUAGGAGUCAAGCUUCCACAGAUAUCGAAUAUGCAUGAUGCUCAUGUCCAAAUGAUUCUCAUCAAGGACAUUCUAGCUCACAAAGAAGAAAUAGGAGAGCUCCUAGACAUCUCUACUAUGCAGCUUGAUCCACCAGUCAUACCAAAGUCCCUUCCCAAACUAGAAACCCAAGAGAAGUUCACCUUAUCUUGCUCCCUUGAGAUGGUGAAGAGUCUUGGAAUUGAAAACAUGGAGUCCAACUCAUCUUUACUAAUGUUUGGGGAUUCUUCUUCUACAACCCCAAUCGGUCUCAUCAAGGACUUUCCUUUGAAGAUUGGAGCUUGCACCAUUCCUAUUGACCUCACUGUUUUGAAGAUGGCAACUGAAAAGAGAGUCACAUUGAUCCUUGGAACACCAUUUCUCACAACAGUAGGAGCUUGCAUUGACUUUGCCAACAAGAAGUCUCCUUUGAUGAAUGUGGAGUAUUGUGGAACCAUCACUUGUGGAGAACUUCCACAUGAGAAGAUCAGAGAUGAAGUGAUGGCUAGUGAAAAACAAAUUCUUGAUGGAGAGUCAUCUCAUGAGAUGUGUGAUGAGCACUUGGAAAGUGCUAAAAUGGAGGAGGUGGGUAGAGCCACAAAGGCUACUCAUGACAAGAAGAAGAUGAUCAAAGAACCUUAUCCCACUCCUAUUGAGAAAUCUUCACACAUUCUCAUUCUUUAUCCAAUGAAGAUCAAAGAUGGAGUGAUUGAGUACAAGAUCAGGUGCAAGGGAAGGUCUAAGUCAUUCUCAGGUGCAAGGGCCAUCAUAACUCCUCAGCUCCAAGAUGAUUCAUUCAAGCUUCAAGAGCUCCUCUCUCAGGUCCUCACCAUCACUCUUGAAAGUGGGAAGGAUCCUCCUUCUCCACUCUCCGCUUGA
Molecule: messenger RNA, 2037 nt
Organism: Brassica oleracea var. oleracea
Lineage: Eukaryota; Viridiplantae; Streptophyta; Magnoliopsida; Brassicales; Brassicaceae
Exons: 6
Coding region: 1-2037 (678 amino acids)
Source: RefSeq, a predicted model, not a curated record